This is a messenger RNA of Strigops habroptila (Kakapo), 3101 nucleotides long. RefSeq lists its product as uncharacterized. NCBI's taxonomy places the organism in Eukaryota, Metazoa, Chordata, Aves, Psittaciformes, Psittacidae. The record is from RefSeq and is a predicted model, not a curated record. The transcript has 12 exons. Gene Ontology annotation, cellular component: nucleus. The coding region runs from base 1 to 2010 and encodes 669 amino acids.
AUGACCGCCGCCGCUUCUCCUCGAGCGGGACGCAGGACGCCGGAUGGGCGAUCCGGCGGGGCUCCGGAAUCCCCAGGCGCCGCCGCGCGGGACCAGGAGGAGUCGCGCCAGCCCUGUGAUGCCAUGGCCGUGUCACAGUGGGUGGCGUGUGGCCGAGGGUGCUCGCGGGCCAGCGGUGCCGAUGUCACAGUGGCCACUGUGACGCGUGGGGGCAGGCCUACAAAAAGGAACGCUGGGCGCACAUGCGUGCUGUGUCUCCGGGCAGAGGCAGACCCAGACCUCUGCGGGCCCAAACUGAAUAAUCAAGGGAUGCGUGCCCAUCACUUUUGCCUGCUUUUUGCCGAUGAGAUCCAUCCGGAAGGGACCGAACAGGAAGGACAGAUGGGAUUUCUCCCUGAAGAUAUUCGAUGUGCAGUCGAGCAGGCAGCCCAGAUGGUCUGCUUCGUGUGUGGCGAGCGCGGGGCCACCAUCACCUGCCAGGAGAUGGGCUGCGACCGCAGAUUCCAUCUCCCGUGUGCCGUGGAGGGUGGAUGCGUCACCCGUUAUCUCCUGCCGUACAGUUCCUUCUGCUGGGAGCACCGCCCACAGCAGCGAGAGCAGGUGGCUCCAGAGAACACCACCUGCCUCAUCUGCCUGGACCCUGUUGAAGGCAGAACAACCUACGGGACCAUGGUGUGCCCACUGUGCAAACACGCCUGGUUCCACAGGGCCUGCAUCCAGGGUCAGGCUAUUCGUGCUGGCGUUUUUUGCUUCCAGUGCCCCCUGUGUAGAAAUAACAAACAGUUUCUAAUGGAAAUGCUCUUUAUGGGCAUCCGAAUCCCCAUAAGGCAAGCGUCGUGGGAGGACAACAACACGUACGCACAACUGUACCAGAGGCACAGACACUGCAAUGCCAGGCAGUGCCUUUAUCCAGGGGGCAGGGAGGAGGCAGAGCGAGAAGGGCCCUGGCAACUGCUCCUGUGCUGCUCCUGUGCUGCCGAGGGCACGCACAGACGCUGCUCCAACUUGGGGAACAGCAUGGAGAGAUGGGAGUGUGACAGCUGUGCUGGCCUGGGCACCUCCUCCGGUGUCAGCUCAGAGCUUGCUGGUCCCAGCACCACCAGCCCAGCAGCAUCGGGGCGGACUCUGGGACCUCCAGCACAGGAGACCACCAGCCCCAGCAGCAGCAGACAGAUGCCAUCAGGGCCAUGCCACAGCUCCCCAAUGCCUGAGGGCAGCAGCCGCUCCAGCGCCCCUGGGCCUGACCGACGGCAAAACCAAACCUGCUGCAACCAUCAGACCCAGACUCCCUACACGUGGCGCAGAAGACAGCAGGAGAGAAGCCGAGCUGUGAGCAGCACCCACAGUCAGGCAGUGCUGAGGCUGUCCCGACGCUCCCCAGCACGUGAGACCCACAGCCGCAGCACCAGCAGGCAGCAGCCAUCAGCAUCAUCCCGUGGCUCUGCAGCACUGGAAAGAAGCAGGAGCUCCAGGUCCACCGGGCCCGUGCGGGUGCGAGACUGCUCCCGCUUGCAGCGUCAGGCCCAGACUCCAUACGCACGGCCCAGAAGACGCCGUGACAGCAGCCGCACGUCAGCAGCACGAGCUGAGAGGAGCCCCCGCAGCCAGGCUGUGCCCAGGCUGUCCCAGUGCUCGCCAACACGUGCAAGCCGCAGACCCAGCACCAGCAGACAGCGGCCGUCAGCGUCAGCCCGUGGCCCCGCAGCACGCCAAAGAGGCAGCAGGUCCAGAUCCACCGGGCCUGUGCGGGUGCGAGACCGCUCCCGCUUGCAACGUCGGGGCCAAACUCCCAACCCGCGGCGCAAAAGACGCCGUGAGAGCAGCCACACGCCAGCACCAAGCGCAAAGAGGUGCACGCGCAGACAGGCUGUGUCGGGGCUGUCCCAGCAUUCCCCAGCACGUGCGACCAGCAGCUCCAGCAGUGACAGCCAGGAGUCAUCAGGGUCCUCCAGUGGCUCCCAGGAAUCAGGGAGCAGCAGUCCCAGCACUGACAGCCAGGAGGAAUUAUAGCCAUGCCACAGUUCCCUGGCACCAAACAUCAGCAGCCCUGGCACUGCGGCACUGGGGCCACACCACGGCUCCCCAGUGUGUGAGGGCAGCAGCAGCUCCAGCCCCCCAGGGCCUGACCGACAGUGAAACUGCUCCUGCUUGAACUGUCAGACCCAAAGUACCUACAUGCAGCCCAGAAGGCAGCGGGAGAGAAGCCAACCGCCAGCACCGUGUGAUGCGAGGAACACCCACAGCCAGGCGGUGAGGGGCUGUCCCAGUGCUCGCCAAUACCUGAGACCAGCAGCCCCAGCACCAGCAGGCAGCGGCCAUCGGUGGCAUCUUCUGGCUCCGCAGCCCUGGAAAGCGGCAGCAGCUCCAUCCCCACGAGGCUCUUGUGGGUGCGAGACAAGUCCCACUUGCAACAUCGGGCCCAAACUCCCAACACGCAGCCCAGACACCUCCGUGGGACCAACCGUGCUUCAUCUCUGAGCGACAGCUCUGAUCCCCCUCCACCGGCACAAUAAAGGUGGCCCUUCAUCUCUGGACUGGGAGAUUCCAGGCUCAUUGGUUGCCUUCCUCCUCCUCCUCUCCUUUUCUCAAGGGGCAGCGUCAGGGGCUGGGCCCAGAGCAUUGUCCUCUCCCGGGGGGUCGGCAGCCCCUUCCGCAGACCGAUCUCCUGCGCCCACCCAGCCGGCCUGUCCCUCACAGCUCGACCCUCAAAAUCAUACACCCCGGCCCCAGCGACUUCUGACACGCUUCAGCUCUGUUCCCCUCUGGACAAGGCUAUAAGCAAUAUCCUAUCCUCAUUGCCCAGUAGCCAAAGGGCAUUGCCUGUUCCCCAGUUCUGGGUGCUCUUCCCCAACGUGAUUGCUGCUGUACCAACCGAAGGCUUCCUUGUAGCACUACAAGCCAAGAAAUCCUCUUGACUAGAAUUUGAAACACCUGAAACCCGGAGCGUUCGGGGCAGCCGGCGCAGGCGGGCUUUCCCACAUGGAGACGGAGCAAGUGCUGAAACGCUUGUAUGUUGGAGGGCUUGCCCACGAGGUGUCUAAGGCUGAGCUGCAGGAAAGAUUUGGCAAGUUUGGCCAUGUUUUGGAUACGGAGAUUAUUAC